This is a messenger RNA of Bacillus rossius redtenbacheri, 1495 nucleotides long. It is a transcript of the gene Ccs, whose product is annotated as copper chaperone for superoxide dismutase. Gene Ontology annotation, molecular function: copper ion binding; superoxide dismutase copper chaperone activity. The coding region runs from base 213 to 998 and encodes 261 amino acids. The transcript is spliced from 6 exons. The record is from RefSeq and is a predicted model, not a curated record. NCBI's taxonomy places the organism in Eukaryota, Metazoa, Arthropoda, Insecta, Phasmatodea, Bacillidae. Gene Ontology annotation, biological process: superoxide metabolic process.
AUAGAGGUAGCCUACCGCGGUGAGAAUGAUGCGUAAAAGAAAGAACUGGUUUGUUUUCAUACUUUCAGCGCGAAUUUUGAUAAAAGUAAUGUAAUGUCUUUGAUAUGCGAUGUUUGUGCAAGUCAUUUUAUUUAUCUAAUUUUUUUAUUUUUAUUUUACACAGGUCAGGGUUAAGAAAGUAAAAAUUACACAGUCUAAUUAAUCACGGUAAAAUGUCAGUUACAAAGAUAGAGUUUGCAGUGCAGAUGACUUGUCAGUCAUGUGUGGACAAGGUGAAAGACAGCUUGUCUGGCGUUAAGGGCGUUGAGAGUGUGGACGUGUCACUAGCUAACCAAUCCGUGAUUAUAACUACAACGCUGCCCUCCUCUGCCAUCCAGGCGAAGCUAGAAUCGACUGGAAGGAGAGCCGUCCUUAAAGGCUAUGGGGACGGGGGCGGCCGGGCAGCGGCGGUGGCCGUGCUGGGCUGCGGCGAGGGCGUGCAGGGCGUGGUGAGGUUCGUGCAGGCUGACGCGGACACCUGCGUGGUGGACGGCGCGGUGGAUGGCCUGCGUCCCGGUCCCCACGGCCUGCAUGUCCACGAGCUGGGGGACCUCUCCCAGGGCUGCGACAGUGUGGGCGACCACUUCAGCCUGCUGGGGACGAGCCACGGCGGACCAGAGGAUGAUCCCAACAGCCGGCACACGGGGGAUCUGGGCAACAUCUGUGCGGACGAGACUGGCCGGGCGACCUUCCGGCUGACGGACAGAGUGCUGAAGGUGUGGGACAUCGUGGGCCGCUCGCUGGUGGUCACCGACGGCCCAGACGACCUGGGCAGGGGGGGCAGUCCGCGCUCCUCGCAGGACGGAAACUCUGGCAGGAGGCUGGCUUGUGGCAUCAUUGCAAGGUCGGCUGGAGUGUUUGACAACCCAAAACAAAUCUGUGCUUGUGACGGAGUUUCUCUGUGGGACGAGAGGGACAGACCUCUAACCGGCCCGGGAAGACGAAUAAGCAACCACUGACAUUGAUAUUGAAGGCAAACUGGUUUUGUGAUAUCAAGUCUUCUAAAUAUUUUGAUUUAUUUGGUGUAUGUGAGAUUCAUAAUAUAUAUAUUUUAAAUACAACAUUUACUAUGCAGUAAUGCAAGAAAAUUACCAAAUGUUUUCAAAGAAGCAGAUAGUGGUGACCCAGACUAUAUGUUUGUAAAUAUUUUUGAUAAAAACAAUCUAUGAAAGUUAAUUUUCACCACUUAUUUUUAUAAAAGGGUUCUUUAAAAAUCUUAAUAUGUUUUGUAGUUAAUUAUUAUAAUCACAUUUACAAUUUUCUGUUACUUUGAUAGAUUUUUUUAAGGCUGAAAGGAAUGUUCCUGAUUGUUUUGUGGUUUAUAUGUAUGCUAUUGCAGGUAUAUUCAUGCAGUGCAACUGUCGAGAAUACUUAGUUAAGUAUUUUCAGAGUUUAUAGUACAGAUAGUGUGAAUUGCAUUAAAAAUGUCCUGAAAUAGAACUGGCAUUCAUUAAAA